AUGGAAACAGUGGAUAAGGGCUUACUUCUCAGUACAACAGACAACACACCACAGGGCUUACUUCUCAGUACAACAGACAACACACCACAGGGCUUACUUCUCAGUACAACAGACCACACACCACAGGGCUUACUUCUCAGUACAACAGACAACACACCACAGGGAUUACAUCUAAGUACAACAGACAACACACCACAGGGCUUACUUCUCAGUACAACAGACAACACACCACAGGGCUUACUUCUCAGUACAACAGACAACAUACCACAGGGCUUACUUCUCAGUACAACAGACAACACACCACAGGGCUUACUUCUCAGUACAACAGACAACACACCACAGGGCUUACUUCUCAGUACAACAGACAACCCACCACAGGGCUUACUUCUCAGUACAACAGCCAACACACCACAGGGCUUACUUCUCAGUACAACCGACAACACACCACAGGGCUUACUUCUCAGUACAACAGACAACACACCACAGGGCUUACUUCUCAGUACAACAGACAACACACCACAGGGCUUACUUCUCAGUACAACAGACAACACACCACAGGGCUUACUUCUCAGUACAACAGACAACACACCACAGGGCUUACCUGUCAGUACGACAGACCACACAUCAAAGGGCUUACAUCUCAGUACAACACACAACACACCACAGGGCUUACUUCUCAGUACAACAGACCACACACCAAAGGGCUUACAUCUCAGUACAACACACAACACAUCACAGGGCUUACUUCUCAGUACAACAGACCACACACCACAGGGCUUACUUCUCAGUACAACAGACAACACACCACAGGGCUUACUUCUCAGUACAACAGACCACACACCACAGGGAUUACAUCUAAGUACAACAGACAACAUACUACAGGGCUUACAUAUCAGUACAACAGACAACACACCACAGGGAUUACUUCUCAGUACAACAGACAACACACCACAGGGCUUACUUCUCAAUACAACAGACAACACACCACAGGGCUUACUUCUCAGUACAACAGACAACACACCACAGGGCUUACUUCUCAGUACAACAGACAACACACCACGGGGCUUACCUCUCAGUACAACAGACCACACACCACAGGGCUUACAUCUCAGUACAACAGACAACACACCACAGGGCUUACUUCUCAGUACAACAGACAACACACCACACGGCUUACUUCUCAGUACAACAGACAACACGCCACAGUGA
Pecten maximus is the source of this 1209-nucleotide messenger RNA. Its product is annotated as spore wall protein 2-like. The coding region runs from base 1 to 1209 and encodes 402 amino acids. The record is from RefSeq and is a predicted model, not a curated record. The transcript is spliced from 2 exons. NCBI's taxonomy places the organism in Eukaryota, Metazoa, Mollusca, Bivalvia, Pectinida, Pectinidae.